This is a messenger RNA of Pistacia vera, 1644 nucleotides long. RefSeq names its product serine/threonine-protein phosphatase PP1. NCBI's taxonomy places the organism in Eukaryota, Viridiplantae, Streptophyta, Magnoliopsida, Sapindales, Anacardiaceae. Gene Ontology annotation, cellular component: cytoplasm; nucleus. The transcript is spliced from 4 exons. The record is from RefSeq and is a predicted model, not a curated record. Gene Ontology annotation, molecular function: protein serine/threonine phosphatase activity. The coding region runs from base 269 to 1231 and encodes 320 amino acids.
UCUAUAUACGUCCCCACCCAACCCCACAUAACAGCAAGUAGUACCUCAUUAUCUAUCCUCCUCUUUUAACCCCGUCAAUUCCACCGAGCGGGAAAUGGCCGCCAGGCGCCAGUGAUUCUCUCACUAAACUACCGCCCACUCCUUGUUCCGUUACCGGAUUCUGUUAAAUCCGAUACGAGAUAAUCUUGUAACCGUUAGAAGCUGAUCUAUUUUUUGUAAAGUUGAAAUUUUAGGGUUUUGAGUACUGUGUGAUUGUUUGUGUUUCUUGAUGGAUGAGAGUGUGCUUGACGAUAUAAUACGACGUCUCCUUGAUGCGAAGAAUGGGAGGACAACGAAGCAGGUGCAGCUUACAGAAGCUGAAAUAAGGCAGCUUUGUGUCGCCUCCAAGGAGAUCUUCCUUAGCCAACCUAAUCUGCUUGAACUCGAAGCUCCUAUAAAGAUUUGUGGAGAUGUCCAUGGUCAAUUUGGUGAUCUUCUACGAUUGUUUGAGUAUGGUGGGUAUCCACCUGCAGCAAAUUAUUUAUUUUUAGGGGACUACGUUGAUCGUGGUAAGCAGAGCAUAGAGACUAUAUGCCUGCUUCUGGCAUACAAGAUCAAGUAUAAGGAGAACUUCUUUCUUCUUAGGGGCAAUCAUGAAUGUGCUUCUAUCAACCGAAUAUACGGUUUCUAUGAUGAGUGCAAGAGGAGGUUUAAUGUUCGUGUGUGGAAGACAUUUACCGAGUGCUUUAAUUGUUUGCCUGUUGCUGCUCUCAUAGAUGAAAAGAUCCUUUGCAUGCAUGGUGGGUUAUCUCCUGAUUUGAAAAACUUAGAUCAGAUCAGGAAUAUUGCUCGCCCUGUUGAUGUGCCGGAUCAGGGCCUUCUCUGUGAUCUCUUGUGGGCUGAUCCUGAUAAAGAUAUUGAGGGCUGGGGAGAGAAUGACAGGGGUGUGUCAUACACAUUCGGCGCUGACAAAGUUGGUGAAUUUCUUGAGAAGCACGACCUUGAUCUUGUCUGUCGAGCUCAUCAGGUUGUGGAAGAUGGUUAUGAGUUCUUUGCAAAACGGCAGCUGGUCACCAUAUUCUCUGCACCAAACUAUUGUGGUGAAUUUGAUAAUGCCGGUGCCAUGAUGAGUGUGGAUGAUACAUUAACGUGUUCGUUUCAGAUCCUUAAAGCUUCUGAGAAGAAAGGGAAAAUUGGAUUUGGCAACAACAUGUUGAGACCAGGAACUCCACCUCAUAAGGGAAAGGGAUGAUUUUACGUGCAGAAGCUGUAAUCAUAUGAUCCGAAGUGCAUAACAAAUGGGGUCAUUAUAUUUCAUGUCUGAGCUUGUAUACAUUUUUAUCAAUUCUGCUUGGCGUGGCUAGUCAUAGAGUCAAACUAUCAAGCUCUUUUGGGCACUAAAGGGGAAAUGUGAAGGCAGAGAGUAACUGCAAGAGCUUGAAAAUAGUUGAUUCACGGAUGACACUCCAACUUUGGGGUUUCUGUUUUCUAUUAUGUAAAAUGGAAUUCUGACUUUACUUUGCUGAUUGGCAAAGGGCAAUGGGUGUAGGGUACUCUUGGUUUUUUUUUUUUUUUGGUGGCAAUACUUUUGAUUUCUGUUUGCAGUACGGGUAAUUUUCUUUCUGAUCACAUGAAAAAAUUGUGAUUACUAAAGUUUUAGCUGCA